AUGUCCUCAGCAGAAGGUGACGUCAAAGCUGCGAUCUCCGAUGCAAAAAUCGCUACUGAAGCAGCACCGCCGGGUAUGAAUUCGAUUACUAAUACCGUUGGAAUGCAUCCGAGUUCAGGAGAAGGAUUAACUCCGCCAUUACCAAACAUUGCUCGACGAGGAAGUUGUGAUAAACCAGGAUGUACAGCUGAACAUAGUGGAAAACCUCAUGAAUAA
Messenger RNA from Adineta ricciae, 216 nucleotides. Lineage: Eukaryota; Metazoa; Rotifera; Eurotatoria; Adinetida; Adinetidae. The record is from the annotation of a GenBank genome assembly.